AAAGAGAAGCGAAACGGCUAAACCCCAAAUUCAAAACCCUCCUUUGAUAGUAGUGACGUUCUUCCAAAAUAGAGCGACAGUCACAGAUAAGGAAAACAUCCACACUCCCCAAACCUCAACCUCAACCUCGUUUUCGCCGGCGUGAAGAAAAUGGCGAAUAUGAGGACGGCGAUGGACGCAGCGUUUUGGGACCUCAACAUAUCUACACCAAAUGCCCUAGACUCGACGGCCCGGUCCAUUCCUGGAGAGCCCAAACCGCUGGAUGGCAGCAAGGCCAGCAGAGCCCUCAGAGUCCAACAACUCUCUCUGCUCGGAAAUGGGUUUCCUCUGGGAAUCAUUCCCUCUUAUUCUCCCACUCCCAAUAAGGAAUUGGGCUCUUUUGCUCUUCAGUCCCUUUUGUUUAAAGCUUCCACUUCUAACUGGUGGCUUGGAUUCAUAGGUCAGUUUCGGCCAAAGAAACUGUUUUCUGACAUUAAAGCAGAGUUAUCCAGUGUAGAUGAGUGGGAGCUGCCAGUAUUAAAAGACAUUGGCAAGCAUUUCUUGGAAAAAUCACUUUAUGCCUUUAAUGUGUGCUCACAGCUAUCCCUGACACCCUCUUCUUCUCUGUUAUUGAGCACUGAAGAACACGGUGAGAAGAAAGGACGGCGCUUCAGGGCCAUGCUUCUUAAUAAGCUUCCUGAGCACGACGUUACUUUGGAAGCAGCAUGGCCUGAGCUAUUCAUAGACCAUAAGGGAAGAUAUUGGGAGGUCCCAGAGUCAAUAUCCUUUGACUGCUCAUCGCUGGUUUCCGAGAAUGGAUUCCGAUAUCGUUUUGGUUUACAUAAAAAUGGUGGCCAUCCUCAGGCUGUGGAUAACAUUACCGAUGAGCCACCACUCAAUCUGAUGCAAGGAAUAUGUGGAAAAGUUGCCUUUUCUUAUGAGAAAAGCGAAGAUCUCUGGAGAGUCAAGGAAAAAAAAGAGGACAUUGUUAUCGAGACAGAUAAGGGACGGAUUUAUCGCCCUUCUUAUGAUAUUCGUCUUAGAGAGCCUCAUGCAGCAGUAUCUGGAAUUAUUGGGGGAACUCUUGAGGCAUGGCUCAACAAUGAUAGCAGUAGCCCGUCGGAUUCUAGGCAUAGAAGGCCCUUUGGUGUUGAUUUAUUUGGUUCGCUUUGUUAUACUUUUCAACAUGGUAAAUUCAAAGAGACGUUCGGAGACCUCACCAGGAUAGAUGCUCGUCUGGAUGUCUCAUCUGCUUCAGCGUUAGCCAAACAGGUUACAAAAGUUUUCAGAAAAGCAGCAGCUGAUAGUGCAAGAGAUGUGCGCUCUUCACCCAGGCUCGAAUUGAUACUUCAGCAACAGGUCGCUGGACCAAUUGUGCUUAGAGUAGAUUCAAAGUUUUUGCUCAAUACGCCGGCUGGCAGGCCUGGCGUACAAUUGGAGGAUUUCAUAUGCAGUUUAAAUUACUCUUUGAGGGUUCUGCAGUCUGGGAAAGUGGUAGCAUGGUAUUCUCCUAAAAGGAAAGAGGGAAUGAUCGAGUUACGCCUAUUUGAGUUUUAGAACUUAACCCCCAAAGUUUACUUUUUAUGUUGAUUGCUGUGUAGUUAGAAUUGUUAUCGCUAGUGAUGCUAUGCUGUGAGCAAACGACCCUUGCAUCGAAUUCAUAGGCAAUUUUUGUUCGUUCUUCAAUACUAGCCACCUUACUUUAGUUAAUUGUUUUUAUAUUUUUCUGAAA
This is a messenger RNA of Nicotiana attenuata, 1711 nucleotides long. RefSeq names its product protein TRIGALACTOSYLDIACYLGLYCEROL 4, chloroplastic. Gene Ontology annotation, cellular component: chloroplast envelope. NCBI's taxonomy places the organism in Eukaryota, Viridiplantae, Streptophyta, Magnoliopsida, Solanales, Solanaceae. The coding region runs from base 151 to 1536 and encodes 461 amino acids. Gene Ontology annotation, biological process: acylglycerol transport; ER to chloroplast lipid transport. Gene Ontology annotation, molecular function: phosphatidic acid binding. The record is from RefSeq and is a predicted model, not a curated record. The transcript has 5 exons.